Molecule: messenger RNA, 1030 nt
Organism: Astyanax mexicanus (Mexican tetra)
Lineage: Eukaryota; Metazoa; Chordata; Actinopteri; Characiformes; Acestrorhamphidae
Exons: 7
Source: RefSeq, a predicted model, not a curated record
AGCAAAUUCACCUGAGUUAAAAAUCUGGUGUUGAUGAAAUAUUUGAGAGUAGAGAGUCAAUCUGACUAUUGCAAGAGUAAAUCCAACUCUGGAUAGAGUCGUAUAGGUUUCUAUUCACUCCCAGUAGAAAAACAAGCAGUGUAAAAACAGAGUGUUAAACAUACUCUCCUUAAAAUGAACUCUGAGAGUGUUAACACAAAUAUUAUUCAAUUCUAGGACUUAGGUUAACUCCCAGAGUGUUACCCUUAUUGACUAACCGCACCCACAGUUUUUUUUAAACUUAUGGAAGCCAUUUUACAGAACACACAAACGCAGCAGGAACAAAGCAACAUCAACUCAAGGAAGAGCAUAUAAGGAUAUGCUAGCUAAAGUUGAGUAUGGAGGAAAACAAAAAUACAUCAAGAUUCCACAGUCUGAGGAAACCUUGGAAUACCAAAGAUUUCUUCAAGACAUUGCCACAAAAUUUGGUCUGCAACCUGAAAACCUGAAAGAAGAUCAGCUCGUCUUAACUGAUGAAUCAGGAACAGAAGUAGAUGAAGAUAUCUUCGAGGACCUUGUGAAGUCAGGUGUACUGAACUUCAAAUUUUCCUUUAGACAACCAGUUCUAGAUCUGGAAGUCCAAAUUGUUAGUCAGGAAUCAUCUUCUUCUGUAGUGUCAGACACUCCAUUAUCCCCAUUGUCAUCCAGUUCAUCCGACUCCACAGUCAUCCUUGAAUCAACAAAGAGAAGGAGGGUAGCAGAAUUGAUGGAUCGGGAUCAAGCAAAACAUAUGGUUGAAGAUGUCCUCAAGGCCAAUCCAAAGGGUGAAGAAAUCUUCAUGGAGUAUAACAAGACCAAAACUCUUACAGAUGGAAAACGGAAACAAAUGGUGAACAUCCUGGUGGCUGAUAUGAUCGAGACACAUGGGAGGAUUCCACCAUCAAGUGCACGAACUAAUUAUGCGCUGGGAAUUGUGACUCUGUUUCCAUACCUCCAAGAUCCAUACUCUGAAAAUGGAUAUGAACACUACUACGAUCCUGUGGGUAAAGGA